AUGGUCAGUCCCGCGUCGUUCCUUCCGCCCAAGGAUCGGGGUCUGGCUCCUCUGCCGUCUCCUGCGGAAACGCCUUCCACGACGCAGCUCCCAGCAGAGACUGUCAUCGACGCGGACAUGGCCAUAACGGCGGCCAACGAAGCGGCCCCCAUGUGCCCACCGCCCCCAACGCCCGUCAGCAAACGUCGCAGGCGUCGUGCCGUCCGCAUCUUCCGCCCAGCCAAGGACUCCAUCUACGACAUCCUCCACGAGCAUGAAGGCGCGUCGCUCUUUGUUCGGCCCAUUUGCUGGACGGACAAGCACGCCGAGCUCCUCGGGGCGCGCUUCAACAAGCUGCCGCGUUGCGACUCUCCCUCGCCGCUCAACAUCCCUGAGUCGCCGCCCAGACCGACCAAGGGCCACAUGGAGCCGUCGCAGACAAUCACGUCGCUGAGCGACUCGCUGACGGAGAUCCUAACACCUGGCUCGCCGCACCCCGUCAUGACGUCGAGCUUCAUCAAGACAAUCCUGUCAACCCUUUGGCCCGGCGCCUUCGGCAAGCCGCUGUUCCUGCCGGAGCUCCACCUGUUCUUCGGCGACCGGGUCUAUCGUGAUGCGGUCCGCACCCAGGUCAUGUGGAAUUUCCCUCUGGAGAGCGCCAAGUCCUCCCAGGCCUCCUUCACAACCAUAUCGACCCGCCCCGCCGACUCCUACGGCCCCUCCACCCCCACGGCGCACAACCCCGCCGGCCUGCCCAUGAUGUGUUACAUCAGCCGGAACCAGUUGGCCGUGGUUCGGAGAACUCUCUUCCGCAUUGCCCCGGGCCCCGGGCGGAGCUGGAACGCACCGGUCUUCCGACUCCAGCAGGCGAGAUCCCGACUUCUCGUACCUGCGGAUCCCGACCACGACGUGCAGUUUGUUGCCAUCUUCCUCGCCAUGGCCCAACGCCACUUCUACAACGCCCCGCCACCGUCGUCUAGAAGGGACUCUCAGUGGGCCACCCCGUCUCCGGCGAAGACGACCCUGCCGCGUCCACAGUUCGAAGACAUCAAGCUUCACAUCUUGACUCAUGACGUGGACGAGGCCGAGUUUAUCGUUUACACCGGCCAUGUUACCGCCAAGUUCCUGGAACGAUUUCACGACCCGCUCAAGGCACCGCGCGACGAGUUUGGUCGCGUUCCCGGCCUCGAGAUCGAGUACACGAGGGUGCCUAUCUGGCCAAUCCUGGGUCUCCGAGAGCGCUUAGGCAAAGCUUUAGGUGAAGGCGUCGUUGGACCCUUUGACCCUACUGAGAUGGAGACGUGGGAGACCAAGGCAGACACUGAAUUGCCAAAUGUUGGCGGCAGCAUCGAUGGGUGCGAGUCGCAGAGCAACGGCAAGCGAAAGCGCGAGGCACUCUCCGAAGUUUUUAAUGCAAGCUUCGACGAGGAGUCGGACGCUGAUGAAGACGAAGACGUGGGCGUUAAGAAGCGUUGCCUCGAGGGAUCGCCGCUCAGCGUAAUGGUGUAG
Purpureocillium lilacinum is the source of this 1488-nucleotide messenger RNA. RefSeq lists its product as uncharacterized. The record is from RefSeq and is a predicted model, not a curated record. NCBI's taxonomy places the organism in Eukaryota, Fungi, Ascomycota, Sordariomycetes, Hypocreales, Ophiocordycipitaceae.